Zychaea mexicana is the source of this 1479-nucleotide messenger RNA. Its product is annotated as ATP-dependent RNA helicase FAL1. Lineage: Eukaryota; Fungi; Mucoromycota; Mucoromycetes; Mucorales; Lichtheimiaceae. The record is from RefSeq and is a predicted model, not a curated record. Gene Ontology annotation, molecular function: mRNA binding; RNA helicase activity; ATP binding. The transcript has 7 exons. Bases 61 to 1251 code for a protein of 396 amino acids. Gene Ontology annotation, cellular component: catalytic step 2 spliceosome; nucleolus.
UCAAACUUUCCUUCCGCCUUCUUGCUUUUUUUAACCUUUUCAACUUUUUAAAUUAAAAAAAUGGCGUACGAUCCAAAAGCCGAUGAAAAACUAAGCUUUGAAACAUCCGAGAAUGUCAAGGUCGUCCCUACCUUCGAUUCGAUCGGCCUGAAGGAAGAUCUACUUCGUGGUGUCUACGCUUACAACUUUGAAAAGCCAUCCGCCAUUCAGCAAAGAGCCAUUGUCCCCAUUAUUCGUGGACGCGAUGUCAUUGCUCAGGCCCAAUCCGGUACUGGUAAAACAGCCACGUUGGCCAUUUCAGCACUUCAGACGAUCGACACGUCACUUCGCGAAACACAAGCAUUGGUCCUUUCGCCAACACGUGAACUGGCCACACAGAUUCAAAGCGUUAUCUUGGCCUUGGGCGAUUACAUGAAUGUGCAGUGCCAUGCCUGCAUUGGUGGCACGAGCGUGGGUGAAGAUAUUCGACGAUUGGAUAACGGUGUACAUGCGGUUUCCGGCACCCCUGGCCGUGUAUUUGACAUGAUUCGACGACGCAACUUGCGUACGCGUAAUAUCAAAAUGUUGAUUCUUGAUGAAGCAGACGAGUUGCUCAACCGUGGUUUCAAAGACCAAAUUUACGACGUGUAUCGAUACCUGCCCCCGGCCACGCAGGUCGUUCUUUUGUCGGCUACUUUACCCCACGAUGUUCUCGAAAUGACCCGCAAUUUCAUGACCGAACCCAUCCGGAUAUUGGUCAAGCGUGAUGAAUUGACCCUCGAAGGCAUUAAGCAGUUUUUCGUCGCUGUCGAGCGGGAAGAGUGGAAGUUUGAUACAUUGUGUGACCUUUAUGAUACAUUGACCAUUACUCAAGCCGUUAUUUUCUGUAACACUCGACGCAAGGUCGAUUGGCUUACUGAAAGAAUGCGAGAGUCCAACUUUACUGUUUCGGCUAUGCACGGUGAAAUGCCUCAAAAGGAGAGAGAUGCUAUUAUGCAGGAAUUCAGACAGGGCGCAAGUCGAGUGCUGAUUACUACGGACGUUUGGGCUCGUGGUAUUGACGUACAGCAGGUCUCUUUGGUCAUCAACUACGAUCUUCCCUCUAACCGUGAAUUAUACAUUCAUCGUAUUGGUCGUUCCGGCCGUUUCGGCCGUAAGGGUGUUGCCAUUAACUUUGUAAAGAACGACGAUCUCAAGAUCUUGCGUGAUAUUGAACAAUACUACAGUACCCAGAUUGAUGAAAUGCCAAUGAAUGUCACCGACUUGGUUUAAAAAAGAGUGUUCUGUCCCCUCCCCCCCCUUGGAACGAGAGUUUGGAAGAAGAAAAAAAGUAUAAAAAUUAAGAAUGAUGCCACUCGUGUGUGUGUGUGUGUGUGUGUUUUGUUUUUCCGUUCCUUUCGCAUUUUCGCGUUAAAUUCCUUUUCUUUAAAAAAGCUUAGCAGAAUCCCGUUAUUCCACAUGUAUAAUGCUAUUGUCAUCAAACAUAUUUCUUUGCUAUGG